GUCAGAGUGUUUUUGGUUUGAGGAGGAGAUUGAAGAGUUAAUUCUCUCUCUGUCUCCCAACUCCCAAGCUGAGCCCACGAUACUCUCUAUCUACGCCUAUGGUUGAGCUUGCAGUAUAACUGAUAGUGUGUGUGUGCGCCUGUCCUGUGUCUCCAUAAAUACAACCGCCACCGGUAGUCCGGUACAGAGAGCGAGUACAGAUCUGCCCACCCGCUGCGUUCCUAUACCGCCUUCCUCUUGCUUCGCCUCCUCGUCCUCGUCCUCCAACACCACCAGCUGAGAAGACCCGAUCGAGAGGUAAUUAACGUCGUCCAUGGUGAUGAUGGGUCAGCUGGGGCGUCUGGUGGACGGCAUCAAGUCCAGGCUGCGCGCCGGCGCCGGCACCGGAGGCAACAAGAGGGGCGGGGCGAGGAAGGCGGCGGCGACGACGACGACCACGGGGUACGACAAGGUGGAGAAGACGGAGAGCAUGCGUGUGGAGAUCCGCAGCCGCCAGGCGCGCAAGCUCAUCGCCAAGAACCUCGACGCCGCCGGCUCCGUCGGACGCACCGGCCGGACCAACAAGCGCUUCUUCCUCGCCUUCUGAUGCAUCAUCGAUCGAGCGUGGUUCGUCGUCUAUAUAUGUGUGUUAUUAUUUAUACGUAAGGUGCUAGUGACGGUCACGGAUACAUGUAUAUCAGUAUAUAUGUAAAAAGAAACAUGUAUCUGUCGAAUCAAUCAAACACAUCGGUCUCCCGACCCGUUCAUUAUUAUGUUUGAGAAAU
Molecule: messenger RNA, 764 nt
Organism: Zea mays
Lineage: Eukaryota; Viridiplantae; Streptophyta; Magnoliopsida; Poales; Poaceae
Exons: 1
Coding region: 314-586 (90 amino acids)
Source: RefSeq, marked validated